UAUACGGGUCUCUUUUUCUGCCGUUGCUCACAGACAUAUGAGCAAGAUCGAGAGCGGCCGGCCGUCUUCUCACCAUCUCCGGAGAAACGACGUACGGAGAAGUAAACAAUCUUUCCCGAAAUCUCACUGAGCACAAGACAGAAACUUCACCCAUCUCUGCUUCUCUCUCUCUCUAAAAAUUCAAAUCUUUGCAUCCUCUUGAUGGCGAUGCGACAAUGUCGAGGUUCAGAUGCUGAUCCACUCAAUCGGAGCGCGUAGACACUCGCAACCCCCUCUGUUCUCAUGGAUAUUGUGCAUGGGGCGGAGGUGAAACCUUCUGUAAGUUUAAUCAACAAGAUCUAUGGUGCCUUCUCUGAUGGUGUACAUUUUGCAGCACCAAUCUCCUUUUUGAGAACAUGCGAAGUUGACUUGGUGCGAGGUGUACUGCACAUAUUACAAGGUUUAUCCAGUUCUUUAUUUUAUUGGGACGAUGUUAGACUGACUUACCUUGCCAAAACUGGGAUAUAUGUUACUCACCUUUCGCAGAAAAGUCUACAUGUCAUUCUCAAUCAAUUCAUGUAUGCUGCAACAUGUUUAAGACUGGUAGAAGUGGUAGUCAAUAAAGUGGAGAAAUCUGUCAGGUUACCGUCACCUACUUUGAGGGCAUUUUCAUGCUCUGUUUCGGCUUGGCUUAAGAGAUUACGAGAUGUAGCUUUGAAGGAGGAAGUAAAUAUAAGCAACUUCGACGGUGUAACUUCUCCAACUCUCUUGGGUUUGGCUAGUUCUUUAUCAAGUCUUUGCUCAGGUGCAGACUUUUUACAGCAAAUAGUGCAUGGAGCCAUUCCUAAAGUGUAUUUGGAGACUGGUUCUUCUGUUCCAGCUACUGAAAUUGCUGUUCAUAUUCUUGACCAUCUUUACAAGAAGCUCAAUGAAAUUUGUCCUGUGCAAGGGGGUGAGGAGGAUGCAUACCGGAUGCUACUUUAUAUAUUUGUUGGAAGUCUAUUGCCAUAUAUCGAGGGUCUUGAUUCCUGGCUUUUUGAAGGAACACUUGAUGAUCCCUUUGAAGAGAUGUUCUUUUAUGCUAACAAAGCAGUUUCUGUCAAGGAGGCUGAUUUUUGGGAGAAGAGCUAUCUGUUGAGACAGAGACGUUAUGAAAUACUUAAAGUUUCUGGUACCCCUACAUGCAUACCUUUAACGGAUGACAAGAAGGAAGUGGCAGGAAGAGAAUCCAUCUCUGUGUCUAGCCCUAUAAAAGGAAAAGACCAGAACAAUAGAGAAAUUCAAGUAUGUCCUUUGUUUAUUAAGGAAAUAGCAACGGAAAUUGUUUCUGCUGGAAAAUCGUUGCAGCUAAUUCAACACGCUCCUAUGAUGUUUUUGCGGGGGUCUGGCAGAGGGGCUAAUGAUGAAGUUGGAAACUGCAGAAGCGUUAGUUCCAAUAAUGUUCCGAGCAAGACUGGGUUAACCUUAUCAGAGGUCUUUUGUUUAUCAUUAACAGGUCUUAUUGGGCAUGGUGAUCAUAUCUCUAAGUACUUUUUGCAAGAAGAACCAUUCAACUCCAAAAUUGCCCCUCUGAUUCGACCCUUUGUGGACAUAGAGAAACUUGAAGGAGAGAAUGGUGAGAAUUUGCCAGCCACAACAUGCUCAGAGAAGGUUUGGUAUAAGUUCUUGGUUGAUAUGAAGGACAAGAGCUCUGAUGCGGGUGAGGUGGAUACAUUUUCUUUCAAAAAAUCAUUCUGUCCUGAAAAUCCAGUCAUCACCGUGUGCCAAAAUUCUCUUGAUGAGAACAAGGAUGCCUGGAGUGCAUUGAAUUUGUCUAGUAAUUUCUAUCUUCCACCUCUUAAUGAUGAGGGCUUAAGAAAUACUAUUUUUGGUGGGAAAGGGGAACCUUUUUGUGCAGCAAAAGGAACAAAUUAUACUUCUGGUUUUCAGUUUGGAGAAUCUGGCCAUCUUCGCUCACAGGAUGACACAAAAAUGUUAGAAGUAUUAUUUCCAUUUCCUACUCUUCUUCCUCCUCUUCAGCAGGAGGAGCUUUAUAUUUCCGAGUUCUUACCUUUCCAGAAAAAUAGUAGUCUUCCAUCAAGAGUUCUCAACUGGAUUCAACGUGUUGAGCCAAAAGCUACUCCACUACCUGUGGUUAUUCUACAGGAAUGCCUUGUUAUCUACAUCAAGAAGCAGGUUGACUACGUUGGCAGGAAUAUUUUGUCAAAGUUACUUAACGAAUGGAGACUGAUGGAUGAGCUGGGUGUAUUACGUGCUAUAUACCUGUUAGGAUCAGGUGAUCUGCUGCAGCAUUUCUUGACUGUGAUUUUUGACAAGCUGGAUAAGGGAGAAUCGUGGGAUGAUGAUUUUGAGUUGAACAUGUUAUUACAGGAAUCAAUUGCGAAUUCUGCUGAUGGCAUGCUACUGAGUGCUCCAGAUUCCUUAGUUGUGUCUAUCAGCAAAAAUCAUGGUUUAAGUGCUGAUGAGGAGACGAAUGCAGCUACCCUUGUCUCAACCCCCCGUAAAAGUCGUGGGAAGAGCUUUGGAAUUGAUGGUCUUGAUUUACUGAAUUUCGCAUACAAGGUUUCUUGGCCACUUGAGCUCAUUUUUAAUAUGGAAGCAAUAAAAAAAUAUAACCAGGUCAUGAGUUUCUUGUUGAAGGUCAAGCGUGCAAAAUUUGUGCUUGAUAAAACUCGGAGAUGGAUGUGGAAGGGUAGAGGCACUGCUACAAUCAAUCGUAAGCGUCACUGGUUAGUGGAGCAAAAACUUCUACAUUUUGUAGAUGCUUUUCACCAAUAUGUGAUGGACAGAGUAUAUCAUAGUGCAUGGCGCGAACUCUGUGAGGGUAUGGCCUCCGCUGCAUCUUUGGAUGAAGUCAUAGAAGUACAUGAGGCCUACUUAUUGUCAAUUCAGCGCCAAUGCUUUGUUGUUCCAGAUAAGCUGUGGGCAUUGAUUGCGAGCCGGAUCAACAGUAUUCUGGGAUUAGCUCUGGACUUCUAUUCUGUGCAGCAGACACUCACUAGUGGUGGAGCAGUUUCUGCCAUCAAGGCUAGAUGUGAAAUGGAAGUGGCUCGGAUAGAGAAACAGUUUGAUGAUUGCAUUGCUUUUCUUCUCAGAGUUCUAUCUUUCAAGCUCAAUGUCGGGCACUUUCCACAUUUGGCAGAUUUGGUAACUAGAAUAAACCAUAACUACUUCUACAUGUCCUAUAAUGGCAACUUGAUCACUGCGCCUGGGUCUGAAACUCUCUCUUCUAAGAUGGGGAAAGCUUAUGCUGUUUGAACAAAUUGACUAAAGUCACCUUACUACUUGUACGCUGUUACAUCUUGUACAGAAUCCUAAUACAAAUUUUAGGCUUUUAGCAUGCAUUAUUUUAUGAGAAUAUUUGAGUUCAUUGUCA
Molecule: messenger RNA, 3355 nt
Organism: Rhododendron vialii
Lineage: Eukaryota; Viridiplantae; Streptophyta; Magnoliopsida; Ericales; Ericaceae
Exons: 17
Coding region: 283-3237 (984 amino acids)
Biological process (GO): cytoplasmic microtubule organization; mitotic cell cycle; meiotic cell cycle
Cellular component (GO): centrosome; equatorial microtubule organizing center; spindle pole
Molecular function (GO): microtubule minus-end binding; gamma-tubulin binding
Source: RefSeq, a predicted model, not a curated record